AUGCGCAGUGUUGGUAAAAUCAAUAACAACAAUUUAACCGUCCUAUUUGUGCCGAUCGACGCCGUGGGUCACGUCAACGCCAGCGUUGGUAUUGCCGAAGUGCUCAUACAAGCCGGACAUCAGGUGGUGUUUGUGGUGAGCGACCAAUGGAGGGGUCGGCUCACAAAGUACGGCAUCCAAGAGAUAUUGCUCACCGAAGCGGGUCGAGUUACCAUCGGUGCUCAAGUCAAAAAUACCCUGGGUGUAGGUUUGGCAGCGAUUGGAGUGAAGAGUGAAUGGAAAGCAUUCAGAGACGAAGCGAAUAGAGUUAAGGCUGGGAUUAGAAGGGAUUUCAAUAGCUAUCUAUUGGAUAACGGAUGCGAACCAAUAGAUUAUAAAGAAAUGACAUUUUUUUAUCAAUCAUUCAAAGAUUUGAAAUCAUUGCCACCAAAAUGGCAUCGAUUUGAUAAUUUCAAGCGUCAGGAAAAGCACGUAAUAUUUUACUUACCCAUGAAGUUGAGGGACAGACCGGGAAAAUUCAUAUACUUUUCAUUGGGAUCUAUGGGUGCGGCAGAUGUGGACAAUAUGAAGAGAUUAGUGACUAUUUUGUUUAUUGUAUCGAAAGGACCCAAACAUAACGAGUUUGAAUUGGCAGACAAUAUGUGGGGCGAGGGGUCUGUCCCACAGAUUCAAGUGUUACCGUUAGUUGAUUUGGUCAUAACCCACGGCGGGAACAAUACGGUCACCGAAACCAUGUAUUUCGGUAAACCUAUGAUUGUUUUGCCACUUCUCGGCGAUCAAUGGGAUAACGCACAGAGAGUUGAGGACAAGGGGUUUGGUAUACGACUCGAUGCCUACAAGUGCUCCGAAGAGGAGUUAUUGAAUGCAAUCCAAAAUCUAUUGAAUAAUAAGGAAUUGAAUGAAAAAUUGCUAAAAAUAUCGCAAAGAAUACAAUCGGAUAAUAGUAUCGCAAGACCCAAACAUAACGAGAUUGAAUUGGCAGCCAAUAUGUGGGGCGAGGGGUCUGUCCCACAGAUACAAGUCUUACCGUUAGUUGAUUUGGUUAUAACCCACGGCGGGAACAAUACUGUCACCGAAACCAUGUAUUUUGGGAAACCUAUGAUUGUUUUGCCACUUCUCGGCGAUCAAUGGGAUAACGCACAGAGAGUUGAGGACAAGGGGUUUGGUAUACGACUCGAUGCCUACAAGUGCUCCGAAGAG
Medioppia subpectinata is the source of this 1200-nucleotide messenger RNA. NCBI's taxonomy places the organism in Eukaryota, Metazoa, Arthropoda, Arachnida, Sarcoptiformes, Oppiidae. The record is from the annotation of a GenBank genome assembly.